AUGGUGUUGCCGACAGUUCUGAAGAGACGACACUCUUUAAAAGGCGUGAGAUUGGUUCCCGUUAUAAAGAGAAUAAGGGCUGGACAGCCGGAAUCAUUGAAAGACUUUGCUAGAAUUAGCAAGGAUAUACGAACAGAUAAUUUAGAGAUAUCUGACAUUGAGAAGCAUGUAAGAGAAUUAACUGGUGAAGAAUUAGCUGAAAUAAUGGAGAUGGCUGGAAGAGAGAAUAAUGUAAGGGAGGCUAGAUGGGUUCUACACUCUUUGAUAAUAUUUGCUAAUGAAGUGGGACAACCAAAAGGGCAGGAGUUACAGGAGUCACCCGGUACUAGUUCACAAGAUACCUUGAAAAGGAAGAGAAGCGAAGAAGAGGACAAUGACGUAUCCCUGGAGGAAACGAAAUUGAAAUUGAAAUCAUUGGAGAAGUCCUCUGAAAAUGCAGUCUAUGAACUAAAAGACAAGGUGAGGUGUCUUUGUUUGCAAGAGGAUCCAAGUAUGUCUUAAAUUCUCCUUACCCUUGAGGAUCUUGCAAAGACCGCAAGGAAGGUUUCUCAUGAGGAGGCAGAAAUAUAUGAGGAGCUGUCAAGACAGGCAACUCGUUAUCAGACAAAACUAGAUAUCUCAAGUUUGUGUUUGUCUGUUUUGGGGGGCAAGGCUGCAGAUGCGAUAUCAAAAGCUAUUGCAAAGUGCUUGAAAGAGAAAUCAGAGUCUAAGAAUGAGUCAAAGAGAGUUGAGAAGAAAGAGGGUGAAAGUGGGUAUAGAAGAGAUGACACACCUGUAAAUCCUUUGAACAAUUUGUAUCCAUAUCAGACACCGAGUAUGAUGUAUCCUUCAGGAUAUUUUCCUGGUUUUCAGCAGUUUGGUGGAUCUGGAGGUUAUUAUGUAAAUCAGGGUUAUAGAUCUGGUAGGGCUAGUACAUUCCGUCAAGGUUUUAGACCUAGGGGAGCAUGUUUGUUCUGUGAGAGCACUACUCAUCAGGUGAAAGAUUGUGAGAAAAUGAAAGCAGCAAAAGGGAAAAUUGUAGGCAAAGGGAUUCUUCCUUUAAGUGUACUAUUGCUGGCUUGUUCUCAUUUAGUUAAUUGUUUUAUACAGAGGAAAAGUACCAACAGUCUACAAGAUGAAUGUACAUUUAUCAAAGUUCCAGACUGGGAAAUGGCCAGUGGAUUUAAUCCUGUAAAUGUUCAAGUCAGAGAUCAGCCAGCAUGGGUAACACUUGAAGGGGGAGUUCCUUUGCUUGCAAAUCACGUCCCUUCAGCUGAAGAUGUUCUUGGUGGUGGUGUACAAUUUGAUAUAAGACGUUUGCCAUUACGUGAUCCCAAGUAUUUUGUAUCUGGUCAACUGCAUGAAAAUCUCUCUUUUUGGGAGGACAUUAUUGACUCUAAAAUGUUAAAUGUUGAUGUUUUGCAAUGGCUUAAAAAUGGUGUAAAUAUUGAUGAAUUUUUUCGACAUUUUAAGGGAAAUUUUAAGGGUCAACAUUUUGAUUCUGAUAUCCCACCUAGACAAUAUUUUCAAAAUGCCAAUAGCUGCAAACAACAUAUUGAAUUUAUAGCACGAGAGUUGUGUGAGAGAAUUGCAUCUGGUUCAAUUAGAUUGUUAGGUAAGGUGGGUUGUUGUCAACCUCCAAAGGUCAUAAUGCCCCUGACAGUUGAGCCAUCAAAGCCAAGGUUAUGUCAUGAUGAAAGAUUUCUGAAUCUUUGGAUAAAAGAUCUACCUUUUAUGUUAGAUACUUUGAAAGAUAUUCAUAGCAUUGUGCAGAAAAACUCACUCAUGGCAACUUGUGAUGAAAAGUCUGGUUAUGAUCAUGUGAAAUUGACAGAGUCAUCUCGUCCAUAUUUUGGUAUCCAGUUUGGUGGCUAUUUGAUGGUUUAUAACACUCUUCCUUUUGGGUGGAAGGCAUCACCUUUUAUCUAUCAGACAGUGGGUAUGUGUGUUACGGCAUAUUUGAGGAAGCUUUCAGUUCAGAAUACUUUAUAUAUUGAUGAUCGUUUUGUUGUUUCAAGGGGAAGUGAUAGGGAUGAUGAUGAACUAGUUAUUAUGGAGGCAAGGAAACUAGUGUAUGUAAUGGUAGAAUUAUUGACGAGGUUAGGGUACACAUUGUCUCUUAGUAAAUGUUCAUUAGACCCAUCUACUUGUAAGAGAUAUCUUGGUUUUUUGGUUGAUUCUGUGAGGCAAGCUUAUAUACUUCCAGAAGAUAAAAAAACAAAAUUUAUUCAGUUGAGAGAAUCAAUUCUAUCAGGCAGUGAAGUUGAUUUGAGGACUUUGCAAAGAUUUUGUGGGAAAUGCAUUUCUAUGUGUUUAGCAGUUCCAGGUUGUAAACUUUUUUGUAGAGAACUUAAUGCUGCUAUUUCUGUUUGUCAACGAAAUAGUAAGAGUGCGAAAAUCUCAGAUUCAUUGAGAGAAGAAUUUGAGUAUUGGAGAUUUCUGGACACUUGGUCUGGUUGUUCAAAAUGGAGGUCUGAGUUCCAUAAAAGAAUAGAGUUGUAUACUGAUGCAUCGGGUUUUAGGUUUGGAGCAUCUGUUAAGUUAGAGAAUGGCUGUACUGUACUAGGUGAUUACUGGGAAAAUGAUGAUUGUAGGCCAAUUCAUGAAAAAGAAGCUGAUGCUGUUCUUAAAUCUUUGCAAUCUUUAAGUGCUGUUUUACAAGAUUCUAGGGUUGAAGUUUUGUCUGAUAACAUGGCAGUAAUAGGGUCUUGGAAAAAUCAAGGAGGAAAAUCGAGGCCAUUAAAUUGUAUUAUAAAGAAAAUUUUUGGGUUUGUUGUUGAAAAUAACAUUGAUUUAAAUUUGAUCUAUGUUCCUUCAGAUUUGAAUCUUGCUGAUGCACCUUCACGUUCUUUGAACUUGGCAGAUAGUAUGUUAAGUGAGAAGUCUUGGUCAGUGGUUGAGUCAUGUUUUGGCCCUCAUUCUGUGGACUUGAUGUCUUUGGAUUCUAAUGUUAUGAGAUCAGUAGAUGGUAAAGCUCUGAAACAUUUUACACCACGUCAUAUGCCUUUAUCAUCUGGAGUAAAUGUGUUUUGUCAGAAUGUUACUAGGGAGGAGAAUUUAUAUGUGUAUCCACCUUUUACUUUAAUACUUCCUGUACUGAAUUUCCUUGAAGAGCAGGGUGUUGUUUGCACUAUUGUUGUUCCGAAGAUGAAUCCUCUUCCUUUAUGGUGGCCAAAACUUUUAUCAUGUUCUAUUGGUUCAGUUUGUUUGGGGUUAAAGGGAGAAAAAGGGUGUGUUAGGAUACCUAGUAGGAAUGGUUUUGUUUUAGAUUCAGUUGGUUUAAGAUGGCCCUUAUUUGCAUAUCGAGUAUCAUUCAUGUAAUUUUGAAU
This is a messenger RNA of Saccostrea cuccullata (small rock oyster), 3308 nucleotides long. RefSeq lists its product as uncharacterized. The record is from RefSeq and is a predicted model, not a curated record. Lineage: Eukaryota; Metazoa; Mollusca; Bivalvia; Ostreida; Ostreidae.